Messenger RNA from Batrachochytrium dendrobatidis JAM81, 3281 nucleotides. RefSeq lists its product as uncharacterized. Gene Ontology annotation, biological process: regulation of transcription by RNA polymerase II; chromatin remodeling. Gene Ontology annotation, cellular component: SAGA-type complex; nucleus. The coding region runs from base 1 to 2697 and encodes 898 amino acids. The record is from RefSeq and is a predicted model, not a curated record. The transcript is spliced from 2 exons. Gene Ontology annotation, molecular function: chromatin binding; transcription coactivator activity; protein binding. Lineage: Eukaryota; Fungi; Chytridiomycota; Chytridiomycetes; Rhizophydiales.
AUGUUUAAUCUACACAACGAUCCAGGCAUUUUGUCUGGAAUCCUACAGACUAUAAUGGGUGGCAAAAGAAUUCUCGAUGGCCGAGAUGAGGGGCCAAUUCUGUGGAUAAACAAACUUGGGUUUUUUCAUAAAGUCAUGCUCUCUGCUACCAUAUCGCCAGGCAGAAGUAAUCCAAGCCCUGUACCUUCAACUAGCAGUGGGACAGAAAGGGAUCAUUGCUCUGUCAUAACAGGUAGCAAGUACAAACAGUCAGAACCAUCCACCAUGUAUGGAAAGGAUAUGCCUCCGUUGCCAUCAUUGGGCAUGAGACCAUUUCAUGAUCCACGGCACGAGCAGGAAAAACAGCGACUGUUGCCAACGUUGAUGGAUGAGCAGCUGCUAAGCGGCCAAUCGCUUGGAAGCCAUGGGGAAGAUGGUUUGUCAGAUAAGAUGGUCGCUGAGAUCCAUCCAUCCAUAAAGACGGAUGAGAUGGUUGCUGGCACUCUAACCCCUGCUCUCUCCACUGUCACCACCAUCAACAUGGAGUCACCAACUCUCUCGGACAUGACUGCUGUGUCGUUAAGCAUGGGUUCUCCCGCUUCCAGUAUGGCCAACAUGAGCAGUGCAGUCAAUCACUCUUGUCCUCUGGAGCUGGCUUCUCUGGUCUGUUCUACUGCCAUGAGUUCAUCUUCAAGCACUCUCCCAAGACACGGCAUUCAUCCAACACUGGCCGUUGGCCAAAGUUCAAUUCCCGCUUCGCUGCCUCCGCUCAACCAACUUAUUCCUAUUUGCUCCGACUCUAGUGCUUCAUUCACCCCUACUACUUCUACUAUAAACAUGUCCACCCCGACUCUUGCUCAUAUCCAAUUGCACCCGCUGCCCCCUUGUGACUCUAUGGAUGUGGACACUACUGAUCCACAAUCUGAUCUUGCAAUCGAUGUAGAAACUGCUGGCAAUCUUGAUCAUGCCAGCAAUUUAAACCACAUCAAGUUGAACUUGGUCUCUUCAAUUACUAAUACUGUUACCCUUCAAUCGAAACCGCACAUCAAGUUUGCCAGCUCUGCCAGCCAUUCUUCGUUUGAUACUGGCUUUGCUUCGAUCGCUGUUGAUUCUGUUGGUGUCAUUGCUCCUAGUGCUGAGCCCACUGCUUCUGAUACUGCUUCCAAUCAUUGUGAAUCUCUUGUAUGGUCAACUGGUACCAAUCUUCCACAAUCCCAAUCAACUGUCUUGCCUGUCCACUCUUCAAGCUCACACCCAUCAGUGCUCGCGUCGUUUGAAUCACAAGUUGUCCAUCCCUCUAGCCAUCAAACAUCUGUCAAAACUGCUCCUGCUUUUGUGAAUACCAGAUCUCCACAACUUCAGCUAAAUACCAUUGUUCCUGAUAGAGAAUCGUAUUUAUCCAACAUCGAUCCAUUUUCAAAGACUGUUGCUUUGUCUCGUAAGCGCAAAUCCUGUCCUACUCGAGCUGUCAACAAAGACACUCUUACCCCUAACGAUCGUUUACAGCAGGGUAUAGUCAAGCUAGAUGUAUAUAGUAUGUAUCUCAACAACCCACGCACCUUGCUAUCCAUAUCUAUUCCUCCCGACUACACUCCUCGCCUGGCAGUAUCUCUCCCUUCGUCCCGGUUAGCUUCGGCCGCUACUACCUCCAACUAUUCCCGCUCAUCUACACAGGGAUCAUCUAAACGAAGCAAACCAUCACAGGAGCGUGUUCCUGGUGCUCCACGUACUUGUCAUGGCGGCUUGGGAAGCUCUACCUCUCCACUCACUAUUCUCCCAACUGGUGCAAUGGGCACUUUUCCUAUUGCUCGCCGCGCUUCAACUGGCGGUCCUUCCUCUGGUGCAAAGAAAUCACAUGCUAGCAAUGGCAAACACUCUUCAAAAGAAAAUGGCUCAUCAAAAUCUAAAAGUUCUGGUCCUAGAGGAUCAUUUGGUGGAAUCAUUCGCUCAGAGUCUAUGGGUGCCAUCCCCUCUGGUAGCACUUUUGUUUUCCCCAGAUCAUCUAGUUUUACCAUUCCUCAAGCUAUCACACAAAGCGGAAUGCCUACUUCUCAAGGCGCUGGUGCAUCAAAGAAACCCCGCCAGAACCGUGCUGGUGCUUUAGGCAGUGGUGGUGGCGGUGAUCCAUCUGGUAUUGUUGUGGACGAAACAGUCUUGUUGAAAAAGAAUGGAAGACGCAUCGACAUGUCCAUUUUUAACGAUACAUCCAAAGCUCCGCCUGUAUUUUGGAAAAAAGGUGGCAUGUUGUAUAUUCCAGAUACCACUCCUGGGUUCUCCCUUCUCACACCCGAAGAAGUUGCUAUUUGCUCUACACUCCGUAUUCUUCCCGAUCAAUACAUGCAUAUCAAAGAAGUUAUUCUUACUCAGGUUGAACGUCGAGGACCAUUCAAGAAACGCGAUGCCAAAAGCUGGUUCAGAAUCGAUGUUAACAAGACAGCUAUUAUCUAUGACUGGUUUAGAGCACUUGGAUGGAUUCCAUCUGACGAGGUGUGGGAGAGACAGUUUGCAGUAGUCAAAUCUAGAGGAGAUGCGAUUGUUGUGACUUCGGUACCAAAAACAAACCAUACUUCUAGUAGUAACUACGCUGCAUCAUCAGGCACAAUCAAGUAUCCUGGUGCAUACCGUCCUGGUGGUAUGGUUGGUGCGCCUAGCACAUCUUUGUCAGCAAUUAGACAAUCACAAGACUCUACACUCCCAUUCGCCAUGCGCAAUGUUUAGGAUCUAAACCACAUAUCUGAAGAAACACGUGCAGACUUUAUACUACACAAAGUCAUUCACUAAUAUUUUAACUUUGUAUUAUUCCACCUAUUGCUUUCCUUGCCAUUUGAAUCUUUUUGCUACAAGUAACUGUUUCUUUUAUUGCUACUUCAAGGUUUUGGCGUUCCAUACUCCUCCUUUGGUGAUGUCCUUGCAGUUCUACAUCUACUUUAUCUUUCCUUUAUGAUGUGCGUGGUAGACUUGUCACUCUUUUUGUUUAUACUUGUUUCGUUUGUUAAUAUCUGCCAUUCUAUUCUUUACACCUUUUGACUAUUUGCCUAUAGCAUCCUUAUCUUUACUGAUAGGAUGGGCAAAUGCCACUUUGAUUUUUGGUUAAAGGUUUUCUAGACGUUUUUUGGGUUUUGCAGUGUAUUGGGAAGCUAGUGAUAUGGUGCUGUAUGGGGAUAUCAAAUCUGCUUACUUUUUACUACAUUUUCUAUUAUUAUUUUGGAGUGGGUUUGACUGAGAGCAACUGGUUUAAUCGGGCUUGUUUUUUCUAAUUCACUCCUUUGUCGACUUUUUUCAAAUAAAAAAGUAUACUUUUU